Messenger RNA from Halteromyces radiatus, 488 nucleotides. RefSeq lists its product as uncharacterized. The transcript is spliced from 5 exons. Lineage: Eukaryota; Fungi; Mucoromycota; Mucoromycetes; Mucorales; Cunninghamellaceae. The record is from RefSeq and is a predicted model, not a curated record. The annotation marks the transcript as partial.
GAUAUUAUUGUCUAUAUAGUCUAAAUCUUCUUUAUUGAAAAGAAAGAAAAGAAAAGAUACGUGAUUGCUUUGAGAGAUACUUUAAUUCAGCCAACUCAUAAUUUCAUUUCUUAUUUUAUCUAACUGAGUUUUCAUUUCUUUUCUUUUUCCUUUCUAUCUCAUUUCUCUCAUCUUUCUUUCCUUUUUUUUUUUUUUUUUUUUUCUCUCUAGCUUUAGCUGGUUAUGGCUCUUCUAAUGGUUUGGAGCUGGAUGGAAUGACAAUUAUGAUGCAAAGGCAGGUCAACUUGUAUGUACAGUCUCUUUUUUUACUUGGUUGGUCUUUCUCUUUCCGUUUCCUUCAUCUGUCUCUCGUUGUCAUGGUAUUUCUUCCAGAAUCCUUUACUAAGUGUUACUUUUUUUCUUUAUUCCCUUUCUUUUCUUCUGUAAAAAUACUCUUUUAUUUAAAUAAAAUGUUUGAUUAUUUAAAUUAUCCUGCUAUGAUGUUUUGU